Messenger RNA from Etheostoma cragini (Arkansas darter), 5134 nucleotides. It is a transcript of the gene depdc5, whose product is annotated as DEP domain containing 5, GATOR1 subcomplex subunit. NCBI's taxonomy places the organism in Eukaryota, Metazoa, Chordata, Actinopteri, Perciformes, Percidae. The record is from RefSeq and is a predicted model, not a curated record. Gene Ontology annotation, biological process: cellular response to amino acid starvation; negative regulation of TORC1 signaling; positive regulation of autophagy. The transcript has 43 exons. The coding region runs from base 304 to 5085 and encodes 1593 amino acids. Gene Ontology annotation, cellular component: GATOR1 complex; lysosomal membrane. Gene Ontology annotation, molecular function: GTPase activator activity.
ACAUGUCCAUGUUUUGGAGGAAGUGUAACCAGUGUGAGCUAACGUCAAGUUAGUUAGCUAGUAAACUGCUUUCUAUUUCCAUCUUAAAACGGUGUCUAUAACGUAUUUCAACUAAAUGGACGUAUUUUCAUUACUGUAGUUAUUGUACCGUUGGGGCUAGUGUUUGUUGACGUAGCUAGUUCCGUAGCUGUAAAUUGUCUCGGGUUAGAUGCACAUGCUAGGCUAGCAUGGGUCAACAUCCCAGGGCAGUUUGACCCGCAAGGAGUUUGAGCUGUUGAGGAGGGACUGCUCAGCUGGUUCAUCAUGAAGACCAAUAAGUCGUACAAGCUUGUGCUGCACAAGAAAGGCUUUGGUGGUAGCGAUGAUGAGUUGGUUGUCAACCCAAAAGUUUUCCCUCAAGUCACUCUAAGGGAUAUAGUUGAGAUUGCACACCCCACAGAUGAAUACAGUCCUCUCCUGCUGCAAGUGAAGAGUCUAAAAGAAGACCUUCAGAAAGGUUGUUGUUAUCUAGAGACGAUCAGUGUGGACCAGACUGUAGCACAAGCCUUUAAGCUGCGUGCUUACCAGGAUGUCAUUGUUAACAUUGUUGACCCGAAGGAUGUUACACUUGACCUGGUGGAGCUGACGUUCAAGGACCAGUACAUCGGCAGAGGAGACAUGUGGAGACUAAAGAAGAGUCUGGUGAGCACAUGUGCUUAUGUGACGCAGAAAGUGGAGUUUGCAGGAAUCAGAGCCCAGGCCAGUGAACUCUGGGUGAAGGGAGAGAAAGUGACCUGUGGUUACAUCAGUGAAGACACCAGGGUGGUGUUCAGAUCCACAUCUGCAAUGGUGUACAUCUUCAUCCAGAUGAGUUGUGAGAUGUGGGACUUUGACAUCUAUGGGGAUCUCUACUUUGAGAAAGCUGUAAAUUGUUUCCUGUCUGACCUUUUUGCCAAGUGGAAGGAGAAGAACUGCAGCCAUGAGGUGACAGUUGUGCUUUUCUCACGUACAUUGUACAAUGCCAAAACUAUUGAUGAAUUCCCUGAGAUUCUGAGAGGGUCCAUCAGACAGGAUCACGAUGGACGUUUUUAUGAAGACUUCUACAGGGUCGUGGCUCAGAAUGAGAGACGGGAUGAGUGGACUUCCUUACUGGUCACGAUCAAGAAGCUCUUCAUUCAGUAUCCUGUCCUGGUGCGGCUGAAAGACGCAGGAGAUGGUUUUCCUGGUGGUUACAACUCCACUGCUGCCCAGGGAAACUACCUGGAGGCCAUUAACCUUUCAUUCAAUGUGUUUGACAAGCACUACAUAAACCGAAACUUCGACCGCACCGGCCAGAUGUCAGUGGUCAUCACACCGGGGAUGGGAGUGUUUGAAGUCGACCGUCUGCUCAUGAUUCUCACCAAGCAGCGGAUGAUUGACAACGGUAUUGGUGUAGACUUGGUGUGUAUGGGCGAGCAGCCAUUGCACGCAGUUCCGUUAUUCAAGCUGCACAACAGGACGACGCCCGGAGACUCUCGUGUGGGCGACGACUAUAACCUUCCUCACUGGAUUAACCACAGCUUCUACACCUCCAAAAGUCAGAACUCUUGUAGCUCCUUUACACCCCGAAUCAAACUGGCUGGACGCAAGCUCCACGCUGAGAAAUUCAAGAGCAGCAAGGACCACACUCUCUGUUCUCCAAAGGACUCUGAAAACAGCCUGCCCAUUCAGGUGGACUACGAUGCCUAUGAUGCUCAGGUGUUCAGACUGCCUGGUCCGUCACGCAUUCAGAGAAGCACUACCUUCAGAAUGGGUCGAGACAAAGAUAUGAGUGGGAGGAAGAGCUGGGGCUCGGUGGACAUCAGUGCAGGCAUAGGCGCGUCCCCGCCUGUUCGCUCUGGAGGUCCGGAGGAACAGCGUAGCCUGGCCUCUGAUGACAGUCUGGGCACUGUGUCCAACAUGCUGCUUAUACCCCGCGUGCCUCCAGCACAGUAUGAAGUCAGCAGCUCCCUGGGAUACACCAGCACCAGAGAGUUGUUGGAGAAGCUGAUGGACCCACAGCGGGACUCAAGUGCCCCGGGCAGGUUCACAGUGGGAAGUGCUGAGUCCACCCUGCACAUCCGUCCAGGAGGUUACACCCCUCAGAGAGCACUCAUAAACCCCUUCACCCCAUCCAGGAUGCCCAUGAAGCUCACCUCCAACCGGCGGCGCUGGAUGCACACCUUCCCUGUUGGACCUUCUGGAGAGGCAAUCCAGAUUCAUCACCAGACCAGACAGAACAUGGCGGAACUGCAGGGCAGCCAGCAGAGAGACCCCGCCCAAACCUCCGCUGAGCUGCUGGAGCUGGCCUAUCAUGAAGCCACUGGAAGGCGAACAGCCUCUAGGCAUGCAGGAGAGAACGGCCUUUACAUUGUUGGAGGGAUGGGAGAGUUUACUGGAAGUCCAGGUAGCAACAACACCAAUGGAACUCUAACCAACCGCGGCUCCACAUUUGAAGACUUUUCCCUAAGUGGUGCCGAUCCAACCCUGCUGCUGUCUGCGCCCCCGUCAGUGCCCAGCUUCUGCUGCACAGUGGGAGUGGACUGGAAGUCUCUGACCACACCGGCCUGCCUGCCCCUCACCACCGACUACUUCCCCGACCGCCAGGCGCUACAGAACGACUACACCGAAGGGUGCUACGACCUACUGCCGCACAGUGACCUGGAGAGGCGGGAAGAUGAAGCUCCAGUGAUGAGUGCUUCUCAGGUGUUUGAGGAGUUUAUCUGUCAGAGGUUGAUGCAGGGCUACCAGAUCAUCGUCCAACCCAACAACAGGAAACCUCCGCCCGCUGUGGCCACACCGCUUGGCAGCAGUCCUCUUUACUCCCGAGGUUUGGUCUCUCUGCGUCGAGCAGAGGAGGAGGAGACCGUUUAUUGGCUCAGCAUGGGCCGGACCUUCCAUAAAGUUUGCCUGAAAGACAAGAUAAUCACUGUCACUCGCUACCUGCCCAAGUACCAGUAUGAGUCAGCACAGAUCCAGUACAGCUACAGCCUCUGUCCUCCACAUUCUGAUGCUCAGUUUGUGUCCUGCUGGGUGGAGUUUGGCCAUGGGAGACUGGAGGAAUACAAGUGGAACUACCUGGACCAGUACAUCUGCUCUGCUGGCUCAGAGGACUUCAGUUUGAUAGACUCUCUGAAGUUCUGGAGGACUCGCUUCCUCCUGCUGCCCGCCGGAGGAGCUAGGCGGGUGGCAGACGGGGAGGGGCACUGGGAUGUUUAUGGGGAGGGAGCAGGUGCUGGGAUGGGUGGCAACGGGGACUGGAUCCUGCUGGAUGGCUUUAUCCGGUUCCUGGAGGGUCUCAACCGUAUCCGGCGUCGCCACCGCUCCGAUAGAAUCAUCAGACAGAAGGGCACACCAUUGAAAGGACUGCAAGUUACCAGUCCCCUCCCUCAGUAUCCUACCGAGCCUGUGGUGCCCCCACAAGGCAAGAAAGGCACAUCAGCUUUAUCAGCCUUACUGGAGAUGGAUCAAAACCAGAAGACUCUGGAGGAGCAGCAGGCAAAGCCCUCAACAGCCGUCACUGACCCCUCAAGUGUUGCCACAGCUCCCACUUAUGUAGACAGUCCUCGCAAGGACGCUGCCUUUAUUUUGGAUUUUAUACGUAGCCCUCGCUCCUCCUACAUCUAUCAUUCUCAGUUUCCCGCUGAAGCCAGCGAGGCUGCAGACAAAGGAGUCCAGCCAGCAGUGAUGGCUGGAGCAGCAUUAGCACAGCCAGCAGGAGAGGCUGCAGCCAGCAGCAGCACCUUAGACACCAGUGGGCAGUCGGGAGCCCUUUCUCUGUCUUCUUCCUCAACCCUCUUGGAGAUCCUGGAGGCCAUCAAACAUCCCACGACAGGUGUACAGCUGCUGCCGGAGCAGAAAGGUCUGCCACUCAACUGCUUUAUUAGCGCAGAGGUCGUACAUUGGCUGGUCAACAAUGUGGACGGUGUGGCCACGCAAGGAAUGGCUGUGGAUAUCAUGCAGAAAAUGUUGGAUGAAGGAGUGGUGGCCCACGCUUCUGGAGAUGCCAUGCGCACCUUCGUCUACGGAUUCUACUUCUACAGGAUAGUAGACGAGAAGGAUGGCCCAACCUCGCAGCUUCCCACCGCGGCGGCUGGAGGUUGGUCUACUGCAGCACUGGAGGACUUUGCUCUGUUCCAGAGGAAGUGGUUCGAGGUGGCCUUUGUGCUGGAGGAGCGGCGACCCUGCGACCUCCCGGCCUUCCUCCUGCCCUGGCUGCCCAGCCGGCCAGCCUCCUACGCAAGUAGGCACAGCUCCUUCAGCCGCAGCUUUGGGGGACGCAGCCAGGCCGCCGCACUGCUAGCUGCUACAGUCCCGGAGCAGAAGACGGUCACUCUGGAUGUGGACGUUAACAACCGCAGUGACCGAACGGAAUGGUGCAGCUGUUAUUACCACGGCAACUUCUCCCUCAACUGUGCCUUUGAGAUCAAGUUGCACUGGAUGGCUGUCACUGCUGCAGUGCUUUUUGAGAUGGUUCAAAUGUGGCACCGGAAAGCAGCGUCCUGCGGCUUCCUGUUGGUCCCUGUGCUGGAGGUACCUUUUGCUCUGACGUCGUACCUGUACGGAGAUCCACUGAGAGCGCAGCUCUUCAUCCCUCUGAACAUCCACUGUCUGCUGAAGAACAGCAGCGACAACCUGUUCGAAGGUUUUGAACCAGAGACGUACUGGGACAGGAUGCAGCUCUUCCAGGAGGCCAUACUGUACAGAUUUGGCUUUGUGCACGACAAGUUUUCGGCUUCUGCUUUUAAUUUCCCCUCCGAUAACAAGCCCCAGUACAUCCACGUAACAGGCACCGUGUUCCUGCAGCUGCCGUACUCCAAGAGGAAGUACUCGAGCGGGCAGACGCGCAGACGCAGGAACUCCACCAACUCCAACAGCCAGGGGCCGUUUGGCAGCGAGGAGCGGGUCGGUUACUACUGGGCCUACAACACCAUGCUGACCAAGGCCUGGAGGACGGGCGUGCUGGGCGACGAGAGGCUCGCCGACCGCCUGCUCAGGGACUUUACAGACUUCUGCGCCAACAAAGACAACAGACUGCUCCACCUGUGGGACAGCUGCCAAGAGAAAAUGAACGCCAGCGCUCCCUGACAGGAAGCUGCAGGAAAACAGAAUGUAGUUCACAAAAACGUUAUCUAUC